Elaeis guineensis (African oil palm) is the source of this 1998-nucleotide messenger RNA. RefSeq names its product serine hydroxymethyltransferase 4. Lineage: Eukaryota; Viridiplantae; Streptophyta; Magnoliopsida; Arecales; Arecaceae. Gene Ontology annotation, cellular component: cytoplasm; mitochondrion. Gene Ontology annotation, biological process: tetrahydrofolate interconversion. The record is from RefSeq and is a predicted model, not a curated record. Gene Ontology annotation, molecular function: pyridoxal phosphate binding; glycine hydroxymethyltransferase activity.
AGCCUUCCACUUUUCUCUCCGUGUAGGGUAAAUAAAACCACCACCGGCGACCUACCACGCCAGCCACCCAAACGUCAUCAUCUAUAAAUCCCCUUCCAUUUUCCCACCGCCGACUUCACCUCCAAUCCUCUCCUCCCGUCAUUCCCUCCCCCAGAUCUCUUCUCUCCCCACUUUCUCCUCCGCCGUCCCACCUGCCUCCGCCGCCAUGGACUCCGUGGCCUCCUGGGGUCUCGCCCCGCUCGAUGCCGUCGACCCGGAGAUCCACGACCUGAUCGAGCGCGAGAAACGCCGGCAGUGCCGCGGCAUCGAGCUCAUCGCCUCCGAGAACUUCACCUCCUUCGCCGUCAUUGAGGCCCUCGGCAGCGCCCUCACCAACAAGUACUCCGAGGGCAUGCCCGGCAACCGAUACUACGGUGGCAACGAGUUCAUCGACGAGAUCGAGAACCUCUGCCGCGCCCGCGCCCUCGCCGCCUUCCACCUCGACCCCGCCCGCUGGGGCGUCAACGUCCAGCCGUACUCCGGCAGCCCUGCCAACUUCGCCGCCUACACCGCCCUCCUCAACCCCCACGACCGCAUCAUGGGCCUCGACCUCCCAUCCGGCGGCCACCUCACCCACGGCUACUACACCUCUGGCGGCAAGAAGAUCUCUGCUACCUCCAUCUACUUCGAGAGCCUGCCUUACAAGGUUAGCCCCGUCACCGGCUACAUCGACUAUGAUAAGCUCGAGGAGAAGGCCCUCGACUUCCGCCCCAAGCUCAUCAUCUGCGGUGGGAGCGCCUACCCGAGGGACUGGGACUAUGCCCGGUUCCGAUCCAUUGCUGACAAGUGCGGCGCCCUCCUGCUCUGUGACAUGGCUCACAUUAGUGGCCUCGUUGCCGCUCAGGAAGCUGCAGACCCAUUUGAAUUCUGUGAUGUGGUCACAACCACCACUCACAAAAGUCUUAGAGGGCCAAGGUCUGGCAUGAUAUUCUACAGGAAGGGCCCUAAGCCACCCAAGAAGGGCCAGCCAGAAGAUGCUGUAUAUGAUUUUGAAGAUAAGAUCAACUUUUCAGUGUUUCCAUCUCUCCAAGGUGGUCCUCACAAUCACCAAAUUGCUGCUUUGGCUGUAGCCCUGAAACAGGCCAUGUUACCUGGGUUCAAGUCCUAUGCCAAGCAGGUCAAAGCCAACGCUGUUGCCCUUGGAAAUUAUCUGAUGAACAAGGGCUACAAGAUGGUGACCAAUGGGACCGAGAACCACCUUGUUCUCUGGGAUCUUCGGCCUCUUGGCUUGACUGGAAACAAGGUUGAGAAGCUUUGCGACCUUUGCAACAUUACAGUGAAUAAAAAUGCUGUGUUCGGAGACAGCAGUGCAUUGGCUCCUGGUGGUGUUCGGAUAGGUACUCCUGCCAUGACUUCGAGGGGUCUGGUUGAGAAGGACUUUGAGCAGAUUGCAGAGUUCCUUCACCAGGCUGUGACCAUUUGCUUGAGCAUUCAGAAAGAGUAUGGGAAGCUUCUGAAGGACUUCAACAAGGGUUUAGUGAACAACAAAGAUAUCGAGAACCUCAAAGCAGAGGUUGAGAAGUUCUCAUCUUCCUUUGACAUGCCUGGUUUUCAGAUGUCUGAGAUGAAGUACAAGGACUAGGCCCAACAUCAUGAUUGGCACAAUGCUCUGUGCACAUUACAUCAUGCUUCUUGUUGCUCCAAAUUUGCUUUUGAUUUGCUUGUCUAUCUUGGCAGUUACUUCAGCUAUCUUUUCUUUUUUAUUUUGUUUUUCUAUUUCCUUUUUUCCUCUUUAGAUGUGCCUAUGGAAAGACAGCAUAUAGUUCAAUCACUGGAAGAUAUUCCAUACUGUAGUGCUAAUGCAUUCUUUCCUGAGUAAUAAACUUGAAAGCAAUGGCCAGUGGCUUUUUGCUGCAAAGCGUGAGGCACUGAAAACAUAUGAAAGAUGUUUUAUUGAAAUUGUUGACUAUCAAUUUCUGAGAGGUUCAUAUCAAUCUACUGGAUCUAUUAUUGAUUUCA